Coccomyxa subellipsoidea C-169 is the source of this 1761-nucleotide messenger RNA. Its product is annotated as ATP-binding cassette transporter. The transcript is spliced from 11 exons. Gene Ontology annotation, biological process: transmembrane transport. Gene Ontology annotation, cellular component: membrane. Gene Ontology annotation, molecular function: ATP binding; ABC-type transporter activity; ATP hydrolysis activity. Lineage: Eukaryota; Viridiplantae; Chlorophyta; Trebouxiophyceae; Coccomyxaceae. The record is from RefSeq and is a predicted model, not a curated record. The annotation marks the transcript as partial.
CUCUUUGCGUGCCUCCCACAGCUUGGAACGCCGUACUGGAACGAUCCUGUAGAGGGGGGCCGUGCGCGAUGGCAGCUGGCAGGAGUUGUUGCUCUUACUCUAGGCACCACCGGUGUAAGCGUGCUAUUCAAUUUCUUGGGACGCGAUUUCUUCAACGCCCUGUCUGAAAAGGAUGCAGAGCGCUUCACCCAGAUGCUGAUCAAGUGGCUGGGAGGCGUUGUGCUCGGUGUCCCAGUCUUCGUAUUCAGGGACUAUGUCCAGUCACGGCUGGCGCUUGACUGGCGAGACUACAUGACGCGGCGCCUGACCGAGGACUACUUUCGGAACCGCACUUUCUAUCAGAUCCAGUCCGGGACCUUGAUUGACAACCCCGAUCAGCGCAUAUCAUCAGAUGUCAGGCAGUUUACAGACACCGCUUUGGGUUUCUCGAUGACUAUACUGAACGCGGGCGUGGACCUUAUUUCUUUCUCCGGCAUCCUGUACUCUAUCUACCCGCCCCUCUUUGUGGCGCUCCUCAUCUACUCUCUGGGCGGCACGGCAACCUCUGUCUUCCUGGGCCGCAAGCUGGUCGGCCUCAACUUCCAGCAGGAGGCUCAGGAGGCUAACUUCAGGUUUGGGCUGGUGAGGGUGCGGGAGAAUGCGGAGAGCAUUGCCUUCUAUGGGGGAGAGGAGAGCGAGGCCAAGUUGCUAUUCCAGCGGCUGGGCAAGGUGGUGGCCAACUACGGGGACCUGCUUGUCACCUCCAGAAAUCUUUCAUUCUUUACUUCCUUCUACAGGCAAAUUUUGCCAGCUGCUGUGGUGGCUCCGCUGUUCUUCAGGGGGGAGAUUGAGUUUGGGGUCAUCAACCAGUCCUCCUCUGCAUUCAACCACAUCCUGUCGGAUGUGUCCCUGGUGGUGUAUCAGUUUGAGGCGCUGGCAGGCUUCAGCGCCAUCAUAGACCGUCUGGGAGAGUUCUCAGAAGUGGUGGACAACUUUGCAUCCCCGCCCGAGGCUGAUGCGCUGCCGGGUGCAGCCAGCAGCAAUGGAGCAGAAGCCUCAAAGAUAGAUCUUGUCGACCGGCCGCACCAUGCCAGCUCUGCAAAGCUGCUGAGCCUGGAGAGUGUGACUCUCAGGACACCCAAUGGCAUGAGGACCCUUGUGCAGGACCUCACCCUGCAGGUAGGGGCAGGCGAGUCGCUGCUCAUUGUGGGACCAAGUGGGACCGGGAAGACAUCUCUGCUGCGCGCAAUUGCAGGCCUUUGGUCCAGCGGUUCUGGCACAAUCACCAGGUAUGGGAAGCCUAUAGCGGCAGAUGGAACAGGCGGCGACAUUCUCUUUGUCCCCCAGAGGCCCUACAUGGUGCUGGGCACGCUGCGAGAGCAGCUGUUGUACCCAACAUGGUCCACUGUGCCUUCCUCAUCAACAGCCACCAGGUGCGCAUGCCCUCCUCAGAUCAACGGGACUGGAUCCGCGACCGGGUUGGACUCCCUGGCUGACUGGGCUGGCGUGCUGUCGCUGGGGGAGCAGCAGCGGCUGGCCUUUGCCCGGAUUCUUCUGUUGAAGCCAAGGCUUGUGCUGAUGGACGAGGCCACUAGUGCGCUGGACAUUGGCAAUGAGGAGAUCUUGUACCGAGCCAUUGCAGGAGCAGGUGUCACCUUUGUCAGCGUUGGGCACAGGCCAACCCUGGCAGAAUUCCAUCAACGAGUGUUGCGCCUCAAUCCCACCUCAGGUGGUUUAGAUGUGGAGCAGUCUGCUACCUGGGAAGUGCAAGCCACAGCAUGA